Linum trigynum is the source of this 5709-nucleotide messenger RNA. The record is from the annotation of a GenBank genome assembly. Lineage: Eukaryota; Viridiplantae; Streptophyta; Magnoliopsida; Malpighiales; Linaceae.
CGUAUUUUACUAACUAAGUACUCCAUGCUACGUUUAAUACUAUAAAAAAAAACACCCUAAACCCAACAAGAAACUAAAACUACGAUUUUAAAAAGACUAUGUUCGAUACUCGGAUGCUUAUUUAACGAGCCAACAUACAAACAAACUUGUUUAUUAAUGAGUCGAACUUGAGACAUACAUUGGGUUAUUAGUUCAACUUGUCGGGUUGCAAGCUAAUAACUUGAUAUUGUAUAAUGUAUACACAUAACAUUAACAUAUAUGUAUAGCACAGAAACAAUUUUGCACAAUCAAUCCAAACUUAAGAUAACCCUAAUUUUUAAUGCUCAUCGUCACGAGCUCAUAUUCAACUAAUUUAAUAUAAUCUGUUUUUUUUAACGCGGUUAAAGUCUAGGUAAAGUUCGAACUCGAGUCGACUCAUUCACAACCCUAAUCAUGCGAACUUAGCUCUAAUGUAUCUGGACGCAUUUCUACUCACUAUCCUAUAAAAUCAAUCCCUUGGCUGUAUUCUCUGCGCACAAGCUGUCAUACAGAUAAAGAGUAGCCGCCCGUGCUGGUACGUUCGUGAUUUUCAUUAUUAUCGUUAUCACACCUCCCUGCAGCCACUGCUUACUAAAACGGUGACAUCCAACGGAACAAGUUUACGCGGCCGCCGGCGGGGCAGAAGGCUUUGGUUUCACAAUAAUUAACCCUAAUUCUGAUUAUAUAUAAUAAUAUAUAGUACUUACGAUCUAUUCAUAGUACUAAUUAAUUGCAAAAUGUUAAACAAGUUUAUCUUCCUGCCACUGCGCCAUCCGAUAUUAUUAUAGUUUAUAAAAUAACAACGACUCGAUCGGCGACGACCACUCGCCGCAGCAAAUUAAUCAAAUCGUAUCAAUUCAACCGUCCUCUCGCUGCCUCGAACAGCCGCUUAUUCCACGUCAGCUUCUCGGCGAUCCCCGGCCCACCCUCCUCCUCCCACGUGGCCAUCUCGGUCGGCCCGUGUCCCGGUUUAUUCUUAGCGAAUCCGGUGCAAGCACCGGACCAAACCGAUUUGGACCAGUCCGAACUGAACCAACCCUGUGGGUAGCUUCUCCGCCGGCACGUGUUUCCACUCCAUGCAAGUUUUGUAAUCAACUUGGCGGUGGCGAUGGCGGUGGUUGCAUUUUUCAGACAAUAUAUAUGUGCAAGGAGUGAAGGAAGACAAGUUCGAUCGAGUUUCUUUCCUUAACCAAACGUGGAUAACCAUUGAACUAUUUCUCUUCUAUUCUCUUUAGGGUUUCCUUAGCUCAGUCAAUUGAUUAAACAUUGGUAUGUUAUAUUCUUUUCCCCAUGCAUGGGUUAAAGGUACUAUUAAUAUAAGUUUAGUAGUAACCUAGAUGGUGGGGAGGUAUAAAGGAAUAAGCUUGGCAUAUACCCUAAUAGUAGUAAUUAGUUUAUGGUUAUCAAAGUAUUAUUGGGAGGCUAGCUAGCUAGCUAUAAGUCAUGUGUGAAUACUUUCAAAUCUACCGGGUAGGUAGACAAACCUGUAAUAUAAUAUCGGUAUUACAACAGUGGACUCUUGUGUAUAAAGAUAAUAUAAAAUCGAUGUACGUGAUUCGAUGUGAUAUAAUUUCUUUCUUUAUAGGUGAUUAGUAUAUCUGUAAAAGAGGGUCUGACUGAAUGGUGAUGGAAUAUGGAAUAAACUUAAGAAAAGAUGCUAAAACUUGUCCGUAAAAAAACAACCGACACUGUGUCAUAUGAUAUUAACGGCGCGUGUUGGGUUACCACUUUGAAUAUGUAACUUUGGAAUAAAUGAUUGUAUGGUUACAAGGUAUAAAUAUUGAAGAUAAUUUGUUUGUACCAUAUCGGUUGUGGGGGAAACCUUAUCGGAGCUGUUGUACACUUAAGUCUGUUGUGCUAGAUUUAGAAUGCAUCAUAAUGCAGGUAUCUUCGAGUGUCCGAUAAAAUUGGAACAAUACAGAAAAUGCGUCGUAAAGGUAGUAAUAGAUAGAAAUAUAUUCCUUGUAUAUUUUUGCAUUCAUGUUUACCUCGCCAUUAUUAUGAGAGUAAGAUCGUUCUUUUGACAUACCACAUAAACCCACACUUAAGUAGGCCGUGUGGUUCUGUUUUCAAUAAAUUUCGAAAGAUACGACAAGUUGCAUGUGAUUCAUGUGUAAUGAUUUGUUUGAAGAAAAAAAAUUCAAUGGGAAGUUUUAGGAGUGUAUUGUUGAGAAAAAAACACUGGGGGAAAUCAAAAUAGACGAUCCAAAUAAUCAACCACAUACAUCGAUAUAUUUGAAUCGCUUCUACAAACAAACAAAAAAUGCGCUACAUGAUUUUAUAUCCAUUUAAUCAAGUACCUUUAUUUAAAAAAAAACAUAUCUCCUAUCCAUUGUCAUAAUCAAUCCUACUUGUUUCCUAAAAAUUUGACCUAAUACUCAUAUUUCAAACAUCCCUUAUUUUCGGUCAUUUUUGUUUACUUGAUAGAGAGUUAAAGGCAACCACUACACCUACAAGCAUUAAAAAACAUUACUAGAAAUUUCCCUUUGUUUCUAUAUAUCUCUUUACUUAUUAGUUAGCUUUUUUUUGGACACUACUUCUUAAAUUUACCCUUAACCAAGUUCUUCGUUUCUCCGUUACCAAAUACAAACUAAUUCAAUUAAUCUUAGCAGUCAAUUAGCUAAACUAAUCGAAUCCGGGCAGCCCGGUCUUUUCCGGUCAGCGCCAGACAGGCACAAAGCUUAUCCAAAACAUGUGGCACCAGCAAGGAAUAUGCCACUUUGUUCCUUUCCUUUCGGGCAGCCAGGAGAGAGAGAGAGAGAGAGUUUGGGACUUGGGCAAUCCCCUCACUGAUUCUGAGGGGGAAGUUAAUCAAUUAAUUAAUCAGUUUUUAAUUAAUCAGUUAAUCACAACGUUAUUAACAAGAUUUCAUCCCGAUCUUACCAUCCAACGGCUAACAAGUAACAACCCCCUGAAGGUCCACGAACGCCACCACCUGCCUCAACCGUAGCGUAACAAAACCCCGAUACUCGCCCCUGUAGUUAGAGAUCCACGUCGGCGCCAUUUUUAUGCGCAUUUUAGGCUCCCGUUUCAACAUUCCAAUCCUUUAAAUACAGAUUUUCUAUUUCUUUUCUCUACAAAGUAAAGAAAAAAAAGAAAAGGAAAAAAAGAGAGGAUUCUCUCGCCAAAUCUCCGUCGUCUCGUUCUCUUCUUCUUCUUCCAUAUAAACCCCACAGCCACCACAAUCGCCACCAGUAACAGUAGCUCCCGAUUCUCCCGCCGGCGGCCUGCCUCCGUUUCGUUGGAAGUGUUCGAGAGACUCGGAUUUUUGUUUUUUUAUUUUUAUUUUUAUAACUCGCUGAAAUCCACCUCCGUCGCUGGCUGCCGCGCGCUCGUCUCUAUCAAUGGUGGAGAUGAUGACGGCGGCGACGACGACAGAGGAGAAGAGCGAGAGCUGUGGGAGCCGAGCAGUGCAGGAAGGGAGGUCCUCGUCGGCGUCUCCGCCGCCGCAGGGGAGGCAGCAGAGGCAGAAGCUGGAGGUGUACAAUGAGGUUCUCCGUCGGCUGAAGGAAUCGGACAAUGAAGAGGCCGGUCGUGACGGCUUCGACGACGAGCUCUGGUCUCACUUCAGCCGCCUCCCCGUUCGAUAUGCAUUGGAUGUAAAUGUGGAAAGAGCUGAGGAUGUUCUAAUGCACAAGAGACUACUGCAUUUGGCUCACGAUCCGGCUAAUCGGCCGGUGAUCGAAGUCCGGCUAGUACAGGUUUCUCCUAGUCCCGAUGGUAAGUGGACUGAUGAUUCUAACUAUCCAGGAUCUAAUGGGGAGGAAUCUGCCCAAAGCAGUCGACAGAGUACGCACCCACCUCCUGCAUUUGGUUCAUCUCAUAAUCUUGAAGCACUUGCACUUGAAGGAAAUGAUUCUGAAGGUCAGGAUAGUGAUCAUUCUGUACAUGCCAAUUCACAGUUCUCUCGGCACAUGCAUGAAAUUACGUUUUCAGCUGAGGACAAGCCAAAACUUUUAAGUCAGUUGACUUCCAUGCUUGCUGAUGCUGGAUUGAACAUUCAAGAAGCACAUGCAUUUUCAACAGUUGAUGGUUACUCAUUGGAUGUCUUUGUUGUUGAUGGUUGGCCGUAUGAGGAAACGGAGCAGCUUAGAACCGCUUUGUUAAAGGAAGCUUACAAAAUUGAGAAUCAGACUUGGUCAAACCAUCACUCACUACCUUCUACAAAGAAACUUGAGCAAAUUAGUGUCAUAUGUGAUCCUGAUUGCGUGACCAUACCCAACGACGGGAUUGAUGUCUGGGAAAUUGAUCUUAAACAACUAAAAUUUGACAACAUGGUGGCAUCUGGAUCAUAUGGGGACUUGUACAAAGGUACUUACUGUAGCCAAGAAGUAGCUAUCAAAGUACUGAAGGCUGAGCGAGUAAAUACGGAUAUGCAGAGAGAGUUUGCCCAGGAAGUCUACAUAAUGAGGAAAGUUCGGCAUAAGAAUGUUGUACAAUUCAUUGGUGCAUGCACCAAACCACCAAGUUUGUGUAUAGUAACAGAAUUCAUGUCUGGCGGCAGCGUGUAUGAUUACCUACAUAAACACAAGGGAGUUUUCAAGCUUCCCUCCUUACUUAAAGUAGCAAUAGAUAUUUCCAAAGGAAUGAACUACUUGCACCAAAACAACAUAAUUCACAGAGAUCUGAAGGCUGCAAAUCUUCUCAUGGAUGAAAAUGAGGUGGUGAAGGUUGCAGAUUUCGGGGUCGCCAGGGUGAAAACUCAAUCUGGUGUCAUGACAGCUGAAACCGGGACCUACAGAUGGAUGGCUCCUGAGGUCAUCGAGCACAAGCCAUAUGAUCACAAGGCCGACGUCUUCAGUUUCGCCAUCGUACUAUGGGAGCUAUUGACCGGAAAGCUUCCAUACGAGUACUUGACACCGCUUCAGGCAGCAGUUGGCGUGGUCCAGAAGGGCUUACGGCCUACGAUUCCCAAGCACAGUAACCCGAAGCUCGCGGAUCUCCUCGAGAAAUGCUGGCAGCAGGAUCCAGCACUGAGACCCGACUUCUCCGAAAUCAUAGAGAACCUGCAACAGAUAGCCAAAGAGGUUGGGGAUGACUUGGGUGAUGGGCGGAAGGAGAAGUCCCACGGAGGGUUCCUCUCCGCCCUAAGAAGAGGCCACCAUUGAUCAUACCAAAGGUGAAAAGAGGAAAGAGAAUAUUUGAGCAUGGGAUUUCCACAGCCGGAAGAAAAGAAGAAAAAAAACGUGGUGCAGGCCGCAGGGUUAAAUUAUUCACUGUUUUGGCCUUUUCGGUUUUGGUUGCCGAUUCUCCAUUGCAUUUUGCGCUGAAUGCCCCUACUUAUAUUCUGAACAUCGGAUUGUUCUUGCUUUCGGACAUCUAUGCCCCUCCGAAAGAAGAAACAAACAACCGGGCCUGGAUCUGGACUCAGGCUUUUCCGUUUCAUUGUUAUGGGCUCUUGGCUGGUUUUAUCGAACGGGCUCAACUUCUUUGGGCCUGUGACAUGGAAUGACUGUAAAUAAAUCCACCCAGUGAGUAGACUAGAAAAAUGUGAUCAGAUUAUAGUUGGAAAAUUUAUGCACCAAACCGAAUUUACAGUUUGGUACUGAACGUAAAUUGUUGAGUAGUUUAUGACCUAUUGGUAUUAUCAAUUAUGAAAUUUUUUGAUCUAUUGGUAUGGUUAAGACUUGUGGUUUAUCAUACUCCAAAAUGUGGAUCUAAUCCACUUUUCAAUUAAUUUUAGCAACUCAC